Molecule: messenger RNA, 774 nt
Organism: Caenorhabditis briggsae
Lineage: Eukaryota; Metazoa; Nematoda; Chromadorea; Rhabditida; Rhabditidae
Gene: Cbr-srx-134
Product: Protein CBR-SRX-134
Exons: 2
Coding region: 1-774 (257 amino acids)
Source: RefSeq, a predicted model, not a curated record
AUGUGUCUGUUCAAAGCUAUACCCAAUCUUCUUAUCAGUGCUUCAUUUCCAUUUUGGAUUUGCCCAUUAUCAUUUUUGGAAUACACUAUCAUAGAUCUUCCAAGAUUUUUGAAUAUAUCCAUUGCUGAAUUCAUUGGUUUAUUCUGUUAUUAUUUUGCUUCUCUGAUUUUGAUUUGCAUGUCUCUAAACAGGUUUAUGGCUAUUUAUUUUCCCUUACGAAAAGUUCCCUCGAAAAUUCCUUAUUCAAAUUUAUCGAUCCUUGUUUGUUUUGUGUUUGCUAGUGGUCCAGUAUUUGUCCCAAAGUUUUUUGAUUGUUUUUUCAUUUAUGAUCCAGAGCUGGGAAUUUUUCUCUCUGAAGACGUUAAUAGAUGUGGGAAAGCAAUGGAUAGCUUUGUGAUCUACUCGAUUCCAGCAUUGGCUGUUAUUUCCAACGGUUUCAAUGCAAUUAUUUUUGGGAAGUUAGUGAAAGACAAAAUGACUGGAAUCAGUGAAAACCAAAAACAACAAAGACGAAUGAAGUGGAAAGCAAUGUAUAUUCAGACUGUGAUUCAAGACUUCCUGCCAGUUUUAGACAUCAUCAAUUUUAAUCUAAUUUCUGGUUUAAUUAUCUCUUCAUUGUGGUAUUUCAUAUUCAGUACUCUUUCCUUUGUUUGUAUUUACGCAAUUGAUGGAGCUGUUAUGAUGUUUUUUUACACUGACUUCGGAUUUUAUUGCUGUGGGGGGAAAGGUCCGAAAAAGUCAAUUACAUUUGUGUCAGGAGUUCAAAACGCUUGA